AUGGAAGAAAUUGCUGUUGCUGCUGAAAAUAAAAAGAAUGUCAAUUACAGUGGCCAGUGCGAGUUCCCUAAGGGCGACGACUUUUACAUUAAGUCUGCUACUUCACCUUCAGGUCUUUCUUCGACUUCCUCUAUUCAAAACACGGUCUUUGAUGUUGAGCGCGGCUUUUUUGUGGCCUGGGGUGCGGUUAAAGAUGGAACAAAGGUUAUUAUUGCUCCACAAAAGAGUACCACUGAGCAUGACGGUUAUCAGCUUUGGCAUUAUGAAGACGGCUUUCUGGUUAAUAAACAAACAACCUUAUGCCUGGAACCUGAAUCAGUGAUCAAUGGAUAUCUACCCGGGAAAUUUCUUACUAUGACUUCAUACCUUUCUAUAGUAAAAGCGGGAAGUCGUCUUGUUCUUCAUCAUAGAAGAAGUGGAAGUCAAACUGCUCAGCAGAAGUGG
This is a messenger RNA of Dentiscutata erythropus, 444 nucleotides long. NCBI's taxonomy places the organism in Eukaryota, Fungi, Glomeromycota, Glomeromycetes, Diversisporales, Gigasporaceae. The record is from the annotation of a GenBank genome assembly.